Peronospora matthiolae is the source of this 465-nucleotide messenger RNA. The record is from the annotation of a GenBank genome assembly. NCBI's taxonomy places the organism in Eukaryota, Oomycota, Peronosporomycetes, Peronosporales, Peronosporaceae.
AUGGAUUCGGACGUUUCAAUCGGUAUUCAGCGGAUGUCUUUAGGCCCAAGUGAAGCAGCACAUCCGCUCUAUCGGGUGGAGAUGAUCAAGAUCGAACCGCGAUCGACGACCACUGGCGCUAAAAGACAAAUGACGUCAACUAGGCAAGGAAACAUGCAGGCAUAUCUUGAUGAGGCCAUAAAACGGUUUCAGCAAGAUCAGCGGGAACUGGAAUAUCAAGCGAUAUACCCAAGCCAACUGGUCAAGCCUGUAAGAGUCCAAGAACCAUGUACCCCAGAUGUAGAUAUGGAAUUGGUGCGAUCGCACAUCAGUCGAUCGGAGUUUUACAACCCUGAAGAUGCUGAUCCCGACUACCCAGGGAAAGAGGAGCGAAGACGUGCGAUUGAAGCCACCACAGACCCGCAUCAGGAAGGUGGUACGAUUCCCCAGCGCACCCGAGUGUCGGCAAUGACAGAGCUGAAUUAA